Porites lobata is the source of this 3557-nucleotide messenger RNA. The record is from the annotation of a GenBank genome assembly. Lineage: Eukaryota; Metazoa; Cnidaria; Anthozoa; Scleractinia; Poritidae.
UCUAAGUUUUAAUUGUGAGCAGGCUUUUUGUUCAGUUCUAAGUGGCUGCGGAGCGUUCAGGUGAGGGUAAGUGCGGCUUGACUAACUGAUUAAGUUUAAAUUUGAUGCAGUUCUAAAAAUUCCCUUUUUGUCUAUUUUCUAUAAUGAUUUUAACAGAAUUUGGGCGCCACACAAUUCGUAAACUUACUCGAUUAGUUCUUUUAAGGUAGCUUGAGUGAUAACUUUGUACAGUGCCCGGCAUUUAGUCGAAGAACAAAUUAACUCCGUGGCAAAUCAACAGAGUAGUAAAUUAUAAUGAAAUAUAAACUUUAAAAUUUCAAAUCUAAGGAAUAACAUACUUGCAUGGAAGCCGUGAAAUAAGGAACUAACGAGCUGAUCUGCAUGAUGAGAGCACAUAGAAUAAUAAAAAACAAUGGAUGAAGAAAAAUUGCUAAAAAGACAAUGAAACAAAUUUAUGUUUUUUAGCAAUACAAAAACCAGAAUAAGAACCUCGCUAAGCCGCUCGUUUCGCCAGUUCUAGAUAAACUUGAUUUUCGAGUGUUGUUUUAAAAAAGAUUGGAAAACGGACUAACCGGAAGAAAAAUAAAACCUCCUAGAAAAAAAAUGAAGGGGAAAGCAACAUCAACAGUCCGAUUAGCGUCAUCCUAACACUAACCUGCAGGAUCGAUAAGUAACAAGGCCACGGACUUUCACCAAUGCACCAUCCUUGUCACCAAAUACAAAUCGAGAACCAACAACAGAUUUCGAUUUUUGCAGAAGGAAAAAAUUGGGCUUUUAAGCAUUUCCCUUUAAUGGACUGAAGCUCUUUUGUCACAUCAACAGAUUUAUAUGACUGAAAAAUCUUUUAAACAGGAGGAUUAACACAUCAGAAGAAAUUCCUUUCCUUUAUAUAUUUUACAUUUUACUGUUUGCGCAAAGUUAGGAAGGAGAGAGAGGCAUAUUCUUGCAUUGAUGGUUUUUUCUUCACAAUUACAUCUCAUCAAAGUUUCCUAUAUUAUUUAAGUCGAUUAUCCAUAUUGGACUAGGGCCCUGACCAACUAGACUGACUAAGCUCAAAUUAGCAUUUAAGACGAAGGUGGUUUUCAAUCGAUGAAGAUGGGUUAGUCUAUGACGCCCGGCCAGGCUAGUACCGAGAGAAACUUUCUGCUGGUCUGGCCCAUUUGACUUAUAAAAAAUUAAUACGUUGUAAAUUUUGAUUGGCUCAAGAAAUCUAAGUAUCUGUUUUGCGCUCGUCAUUGCUCAGCGUUGAUUGCAGGGCAAGGUAUUUUGAAAAUAUUUUAAAAUAUCAGGGUCCGUUUGGCAGCAAAGCAGAAAGUAAUUACACUAGCAUUAACCUCUACCCUGCUUAAACGAUUAGCUUUUCGCUGUGCACGGGUAGUGUAUUAUUCACCAGUGAACUAGUCAACAGUGAAAAAAAAUAUGAAGUAGACCGUACGGGGAGCAUUUUUUGUGACACUCUUUAUUCUGUAGUUACUAUAAUUUUGAUUUAUUUUCUUACAUCGAACAGUAAGGUUUGUCACCAUCCACUUUCCUAUAUUCCGGAUGAGUUCCUGUUCCAGCAGACUGUCCGGCACUGAUCCGCAAAUUUGGACUGAAAAUGCGUUCACAUUUAUCAUUUCAGUUCCUGGUGAAAACAUCUGGUAUGUUUCGUAUGCUUGAAAACCGUCGUUAAAUACUCUAGGACGGUGUACAAAUACUCGUUUACAUUUCAGUUUAGUUAGAGGGGGACUGGUUAGAAUGUAAGACAAGGAGACCCCGAUGUCUCCUGAUUAAAGCUUCAGAUUGACACACUUGAUUCUAAACUUUAAAAGAAUCUGCCACGGCCAUCUCCGGCUCUAGAAAAAAGUAAUGUUUCUGUUUCGUGACAACUAAAACUGAUUACUUUUUUCUUUUCAGGGGUCCAAAAGUCGAACAGAUUUUCAUUAAAAAGUAUGGAAUCCAUGGUGCCUUUGAUGUUGGUGCUAUCUUUUUUCAUUAUAAAAGGUUGGGAGAAAGGGUUCUUUCACUUAAACGCUUCUUUGUUCAGUGAUGUUUAGGUGUGGUUCCCAUAUGGAAAAUAGAAAAACGUGAAAGUUCACUAUCAUUACUUCAACGUCUUCCCAAUUGAGACUUGCUUGGGUAAAAGUUUAAUAAUGGCCAGGGUCACAGAGUGUUUUCUUAAUAUGGACAUUUUUUAUGCGAUGAUGUUGAACUGGCGCCGACUGAGUUCUAUAUACAUCGGCUCAUGCAUUUAACUUUUUUCUCUUGUUUUGGCUUAUCUUUAUGCAUGUUCGUUACAGCAUACGGAUCGUCUUUUGUAGAAGUAAAGCAGACAGUGACAGAUGAUACAAUACAAGGAGACUUUGCCGAUGAAGGUAAUUGCAAUGUACGCUGCAUAAACAUUACUCAAAGUGGUUGAAUUGCCUGUAAAGAAACGCGAAACGCGUCAGCAAGAAGAACAGUGCAGUAGAUCAGAAGACUAAUAUCAGUGAGGCGUCGUGUUUACUGGCUCGAAAAGAAACUAAAAAAGCUGCCAGUUAAGGUGUUUCGAUAUAAUAGUUUUUCAGAAGCUAUACCAAUAUUUUUCAAUCGCCUUAAUAGUGUUUUUUUUUUCCUAGUCCGAUCGCUAUACAUUUUUCACCAGUAAUUGGCUAUGGACUGAAAUUUAUGAAAAUGUAGUUUUAAGUAAAGUCGAUAUUACUUUGACAAGAAUAAAUAAAAAACUUUUAAACUGAUAAAAGCCGAAUUUUGUGUGAUCUAGGAGACCAGCUACUGAAAAUCAAACACUAGGAACUUAAAGUUUGGUGUUUAGCAAACAAUCUCCGUAAGAAGUAAAAAAUUCUGUAUGUUUGAAUUCGAUUAUUUAAUAAAAACGUUAUAAAUGAGUCAAAUUAUUCUUAAGUAGCGUCAGAAUGCUGCUUAGUAUCAUAUUUUGAUGCUAGGAAAUAAAGUUGGUGUAUUUUCGUUCUUGCGAAUCUUGAAAAUUAGCCCGUUUUCUCACCACCUGUACAAGUGCAACUUCAUUCAAAAUUUUUUGUAUAUCUCUGAAACGACUCGAACGAAUUUUUUAAAAAUCUCAUCACAUCAUCUUCGUAAUGUAACUAUAUAAUAAUAUCUGAAACUUUCAUUGAGAUUGAUUCACUGCAACAUCUUAAAAUUUCAAGACAAACCUAUCCUACGAACCUGUCAAAAAUCUGCGUUAUAACAUUCACUGUUUUGACGUUAUGCUAAUUUUUCCAAAAUAAUGCGCACUAUACAUACCUCCAUGACUAGCACAUUUUUGUUUGAAUUUAUGCCAUCUUUUGAAAGUAAAACAUCGGCUUUUUUUUAUUUUCCAACUUUCAGACGACGUCGUUCUCAAAGCUGUUCACUCAACAACUUCAGAAUCAGCUUUCAUCGAAUCAGGAUCGGGAUCAGGAUCAGCAUCUGGCAGGAAUAAUGGCUACCCAAGUCCCGAUGAAGACGACUCUAAUGAAGAACAAAUUCUGAGACGAGACGAAGGAGACUCCGACGAACAAUCUGUCCUGCAGGAAAGAGAGGACGCAAAUGAGAAAAUUACCGAUUAUCCCGCCAAUUAA